Molecule: messenger RNA, 4904 nt
Organism: Labrus mixtus (cuckoo wrasse)
Lineage: Eukaryota; Metazoa; Chordata; Actinopteri; Labriformes; Labridae
Product: serine/threonine-protein kinase DCLK2-like
Exons: 15
Coding region: 101-2296 (731 amino acids)
Biological process (GO): intracellular signal transduction; protein phosphorylation
Cellular component (GO): microtubule cytoskeleton
Molecular function (GO): ATP binding; protein kinase activity
Source: RefSeq, a predicted model, not a curated record
GAACCAGCCAACAAGGAUUGGAGUUUAAAGUUUUCAGCUGUUGAACGAUGAAUCGUUUGUAGCAAGUAUUCUGUUGGAAAUUUCUGGACCAGUAUCCGCCAUGUCUUUGAGCAAGACCCUCGAGCUGGAACACUUCGACGAACGCGACAAAGUUCGCAGAGGACGUUCCCCUCGCACCAAGAGAGAUGACUCCACCAGUACUAUUGGCGGCGGCGGGGGAUCAGGGCCAAGCUCCCGGGGAAGCAGCCUGGUCCCUAGCCCGGCCCACAGCGCCAACUGCAGCUACUACCGGACCCGAACCCUGCAGGCGCUCACCUCGGAGAAAAGGGCCAAAAAGGUUCGGUUCUAUCGCAACGGAGAUCGGUACUUCAAGGGUCUGGUGUACGCGGUCUCCAGCGAUCGGUUCCGCUCCUACGACGCGUUGCUGAUGGAGCUGACGCGCUCGUUGGCGGAUAACCUGCAUCUGCCGCAAGGCGUGCGCACGAUCUACACUAUAGAUGGCAACAAGAAGAUCACGAGUAUGGACGAACUAGUGGAAGGCGAGUGCUACGUCUGUGCGUCCAACGAGCCGUACAGGAAGGUCGACUACACGAAGAUCGCCAUCCCGAGCUGGAAGCCGGGGGCCAGCGGCGGACCCGGCGCCACCGGCUCGCCCCGGCCCUCCACGGCGUCCACGGGCGUGUCCGCGAGCACCGGCGUCACCUCCAAAGAGCGCCCCGAGAGUCGGGAGGGCCGAGAGAGCAAAGACUUCAUCAAGCCCAAGCUGGUGACGGUGAUCCGGAGCGGCGUGAAGCCCCGCAAGGCCGUGAGGAUCCUGCUGAACAAGAAGACGGCGCACUCCUUCGAUCAGGUGCUCGCCGACAUCACCGAGGCCAUCAAGCUGGACUCCGGGGCCGUCAAGAGGCUGUACACGCUGGACGGGAAACAGCUCACCUGUCUGCAGGAUUUCUUCGGUGAUGACGACGUGUUCAUGGCGUGCGGGCCGGAGAAGUUCCGCUACGCUCAGGACGACUUUGUGCUCACACACAGCAGCAAAACGCCGACUUUUGUAAACGACUGCAGAACUAAAGGAACUCGCUCCAGCACUCCCUCGAAAACUCCAACUCCCAAGAUCCCUAGCGGCUCGGGCUUCUCCUCGUCCAGGACUUCACCUAAAGGCCCGCCCAGAACGAAGUCUCCAGGCCCGGCCAAUGAGGCGUCAGGAUCACAGUCAGCAGGGAAGUCUUCCAGGUCGAGCCCCUCCCCCACCAGCCCCGGGACCCGCCGCAGCCUCAAGAUCUCUCCUCGUCGUUCCUCCUCCACGGAUGUGAACGGAGAGGCCGAGCAGCCGGACGACGCUGAAGUAGAAGUGAACGGGAACCGCUCGGUUUCUUCCUCCAUCAUCAACGAGAAGUACCAGGUCGGCAAAGUGAUCGGGGACGGAAACUUUGCCGUGGUGAAAGAGUGUGUGGAGAGGUCGACGGGUCAGGAGUACGCUCUGAAAAUAAUCGACAAAGCUCGCUGCUGUGGGAAGGAGCACCUGAUAGAAAACGAGGUGGCGGUGCUGCGGCGGGUUCGACAUCCCAGCAUCAUCGAGUUAAUCGAGGUGGAUGAAACUCCGAGUCAGCUCUUCCUCGUCAUGGAGCUCGUCAAGGGUGGCGACCUGUUCGACGCCAUCACCUCCUCCACAAAGUACAGCGAGCGCGACGCCAGCGCCAUGGUGUUCAACCUGGCCGGCGCCAUCAAGUACCUGCACCGAAUGAACAUCGUCCACCGAGACAUCAAACCUGAGAACCUGCUGGUGUGCGAGUAUCCAGACGGCACCAAGUCUCUGAAGCUCGGGGACUUUGGUUUGGCGACGGUGGUGGAGGGACCUCUGUACACGGUGUGCGGCACGCCCACGUAUGUCGCCCCGGAGAUCAUCGCCGAGACCGGCUAUGGUCUGAAGGUGGAUAUCUGGGCAGCUGGAGUGAUCACAUACAUCCUGCUGUGUGGAUUCCCUCCAUUCAGAAGUGAGAAUAAUGUGCAGGAGGAGUUGUUCGAUCAGAUCCUCAGAGGGAAGCUGGAGUUUCCGUCUCCAGACUGGGACACCAUCAGCCUGCCAGCAAAGAUGCUGAUUAGUCAGAUGCUGCAGGUGAACGUGGACACUCGUUUCACCGCCGAGGAGGUCCUGGCACACGCCUGGGUGACGGAUGAGGCUCCCGUAGACUCCAACACCGUGAGCAGCAAUGAAGACCCGACCAUUGGAGACGCACUGGAACCAGAGCCGGAAUCCCCAAUACUGGAGACCAAACAAGUUCCUUCACCUCUGGUUUAAUCAGGGUCCCCCUUUCAUCAGCUGGUAACACGUGAAAAUAAAGGGAAUGUUUUAUCCAAUGGGAAUCUAGAAAGCUCCCACACCGCUGGACCAGAUUCGCCCUGGGAACCCAACGAUAUGAACUCUUCAAUAAAAAACGGAAGAAACUGAAUCAGACAAACAGCUGUUCUGGGAUUUCUUUUCACCAACUGGAAACCCAAACCACUUCCGAACCAGAACCCAUCUUGUUGUACCUACUUGGAAAAAAAACAAGUUCCCUCACCACUGUCUGAACUAUUUUUCUUUCUGUCUAAUGGAAAGUGAACAGAACAAGUCUCAUCUCGUCUUCUGAAGGUUUUCCAAUGACUCACCCAAACCAGUUCUAUACUUUAAAGUCUGAACCACCUCCCCCAGUCUUUCCCUUAAAACUGAACACAUUUCCCUAAAUCUGAUAUGGAGUACAUCCAGUUUAAUCGAUUAGAAACCAAAAAAAGUAGCUACUUAUGGAAACCAAGCAUUUGGCCAGGUCUAGACUUAGACGAGACCUGGCCAAAACUUUUGCUUCUGAUGGAAUUGUCAUGUUGCUUUAACUAGAUGCUGAUCCAGUUCCUUACUCCAGAUUCCGUCGGUUUUGCUCAACAAGUUCCCUUAAAUCUGGUCUAAAUCUCAUGCUGGUCUUUCUCUGAAAAGUUCAGUUCCCUCAACUCUGCAGACCGGAAACCAUCAUAUUUCAUCUUUUGGAAACUAAAUAAUCUCUGCUCGCGAUUAUGUCCAGUUUCUGGUUCUUGCAACCAAAUUAUCUCUGUCAAAUUUGGUGUUGAAGGGUUGGACCUGAUCUUCCACGGAUGAACAAAUUAGUUUUCUCAGCUCCUGAGUUUGAACACAACAGGCAUUAUCUACUUGAAACCAGACAAGCUCCCGCACCACUGUUAUACUGUAGAAUACAAGUUCCUUCAAAGUACCUACCAAUAUCUUGAAUAUGGAACCAGUUCUGUUUCCUCCACUGGACGCCAAACAAAUUCCAACAUCUUUGGUCGAGAACAGAUCCCGUUCAUGUUCAGGGCAUUUUCCCUUUUUUUUUGUAAAUUCCUGGAAAACCAAACUGGCUCCUACGUCUUUGGUCUAGUAGAGAUCCCCUUCAACAAUCGGCAAACCAUACAAGUACUCCCAUCCAGGGUCUAGAACCUGGUUUAUUGGAAACCAAACCAGUCCAUUGCCACUAUUGUAAAAUAUUCCAUAACAAUUGUUGGGAAACAAACCAGUUCUGUUGAAGUACCUUCCAGUACAUCAUGUAUAGAACAAGUGAGGGGUUUAAUCCACUGGAAAUCCCAAAUCUCCAGUCUAGAACUUGUCAUUUAUUUUGCAUAAUUUUCUUAACUGGAAACCAAUCACGUCCAGCUCCUCUGGUCUGGAACCAUUCCUGUAUUAUCCACUGAAAAUCCCAUCCAGGGUCUAGAACCUUUCUGUUCACUUUUUUUGAUAUACUGGAAACCAAACAAAGUCCAGUCUUCUGGUUUAGAACCAGUCCAGUCUGAUCUCCCCCGGAAACAAAACAAAGUCAUUGUUUUAACUUUUUGAUUUACUAGAGAGUCCUAACCCCGAAUUCCUGGUUAGUUAUUGGGUCUACCGAACAACAAAUGUAUUUCUGUGUUCUCAAAGACUUUUUAUCUACUGGAAACUGAGCAGGAGUCCUCGUCUUAACCUUCGAAACAUCCUUUUUACUGGAAAGACUCCAGGAAUUGUAUCCUGGAAACUGUCCUCGUCUCUGGUCUGGACCACUACUGAAGACUUUCUGAAGUCCUGUCUCUGCUGCCAAACUGGAAAAUAUGUAGACUCUGUUUUAUGAGCUCCAUCAAACAUCUGUUGGACGACUGACAGAGAAGUCAUCUUAUGUUUCACUGGACACUAAUGAAGGCAUCUCACUGAUGCUUUAAAGAAACUCAUCAUACCAACACCGGGACACUCUGCUGUUGGACACAUCCUGUUUCAUCACUCAGUGUCUCGUGGGACUGGACCCAUUUUCUGGCCUGAAUGAUAAACUAGGAGGCUUUAAAAAAGGCCUGAACCACUUUAGAGAUUUAAACAACUGAUCAGUUAACAAAUGUUCCCUCUGGUUUUGGGAUUAUUUCCUCUGAAGUCCCUGCCUCGUGGGGACCUGGAUGUCUUCCAUUUGUUCUGGGAAACGUCGCAUUUCUCCUGCCUUUUACCCUCCACAGACCUGAAAGACGUUCCUCAUUUGUGAAACUUGGCGCCGACAUGUCCAAGACAUUUGAGUUCUGUGCCUGUUGACGCUGCUGAUGAUUCCCUCUAAUGAUCCUAAAAUCACAGCUCUGUCAGACUUGUCAGCACAAGUCGUUGACUGGAUAGACAGACUCGGCUCAUUGUUUUUGGUUUGUACAAUUAUUUGGUUGAAGUACAUCUUGGAUUCGGAAAGCUGACUUUGACAUCAAGUAAAAAUCUCUCUGAACUUUAGUGGGAAGGUAAAGCUUGGUGUAUGAGCUGGAGGCGAUUUUCCUAGCUUCCCAAACAGGAAGGCUUAAGAAAAAGGGAAAAUCGACAAACCAUGCAAAAUCGUCAAACAUCAAAAAUCGGCCUAUCAAAACGCCUAGACUUCUUCAGUUAAUACUUU